Lagopus muta (rock ptarmigan) is the source of this 364-nucleotide messenger RNA. RefSeq names its product oligosaccharyltransferase complex subunit 4, non-catalytic (gene OST4). Bases 107 to 220 code for a protein of 37 amino acids. The record is from RefSeq and is a predicted model, not a curated record. Gene Ontology annotation, cellular component: oligosaccharyltransferase complex. The transcript is spliced from 3 exons. NCBI's taxonomy places the organism in Eukaryota, Metazoa, Chordata, Aves, Galliformes, Phasianidae.
CCCGCCCCCCGCUCUCCCGCCGUGCCCUGCGGCCGGAAGUGGCGGCCGGAAGUGGCGCGGGGCGCGCGGAGACGUGGAAGCGGCGGCGGAGCGGAGCGGCAUCGCGAUGGUGACGGACGUGCAGCUCGCCAUCUUCGCCAACAUGCUGGGCGUGUCGCUCUUCCUGCUCGUCGUGCUCUACCACUACGUGGCCGUUAACAACCCCAAGCGGCAGGAGUGAAACGGCAGCGAGCCCCGAGCGGCACCGGCCUGCGCUGCACAGAGCCACACCACACAGAGCAGCACCACAACCAUGGCAGCUGUGGAAUCCCCCCCCUGCCACCCCUCACCACCGUGCCGUCUCUGACCGGGCUUUGACAGAAAC